Molecule: messenger RNA, 4695 nt
Organism: Etheostoma spectabile (orangethroat darter)
Lineage: Eukaryota; Metazoa; Chordata; Actinopteri; Perciformes; Percidae
Product: pre-B-cell leukemia transcription factor 1
Exons: 9
Coding region: 455-1744 (429 amino acids)
Biological process (GO): regulation of DNA-templated transcription
Cellular component (GO): nucleus
Molecular function (GO): DNA-binding transcription factor activity, RNA polymerase II-specific; DNA binding
Source: RefSeq, a predicted model, not a curated record
CUGUAUUGUAGCCUAUAUGACAAAAGCAAGGGGAUGGAGUGAGUAAAAUAAAUCCACUCUCAUUAUUUCUCACAGACACUUUUUGUAAUUUGGCAGAAAGAGGAGGUUUUGGAUCACGGCGCAACAUUACAAGAAAACGUGUCCUGGUUAACGUUAGUGCUAUUAGAAAGCUGCCUAUUUCUUUUACGCACACCCUACUCCAGUAAAAGCAACGGCAGUUCAGAUCAGAUUUCACAUUCAGCUGCGACCAGCUGAGACAGACAGCCAGAGAGCAGGAGGGCUCAUAUCUCCGCUUUCCCCUCUGAUACCCCCGCUACAAAAAGCCCCUGCGAGGAACAACCGGCUGCGCUACGAAAAUAUUACACACCCGGGAUUUUUCCCCUUCUUUUUUAUUUUAUGUAUUUUUGCAGGAUUUCAGUAGAGCUGCAGAGAAGUAGAUAGAGAAGCAGAAGAGAUGGACGAGCAGACGAGGCUGAUGCACUCUCACACGGGGGUAGGCAUGGCAGGGCACCCCGGCCUGCCGCAGCAUAUGCAGGAAGGCAACGGAGGAACGGACGGAGACGGAAGAAAACAGGACAUUGGAGACAUUUUACAGCAAAUUAUGACCAUCACGGAUCAAAGUCUGGACGAAGCCCAAGCUAGGAAACACGCACUGAACUGUCACAGAAUGAAGCCAGCUCUUUUCAAUGUCUUGUGUGAAAUCAAAGAAAAAACAGUGCUCAGUAUCCGCGGUGCCCAGGAGGAGGAGCCUCCGGAUCCCCAGCUCAUGCGCCUGGACAACAUGCUGCUGGCAGAGGGCGUAUCCGGCCCGGAGAAAGGCGGAGGCUCGGCGGCAGCAGCGGCUGCAGCGGCAGCAUCAGGAGGUGUGGGGGCGGACAACUCUGCAGAGCACUCUGACUACAGGGCCAAACUGACUCAGAUCAGACAGAUCUACCAUACAGAGCUGGAGAAGUACGAACAGGCAUGUAACGAGUUCACCACCCAUGUGAUGAACCUGUUGCGUGAGCAGUCACGCACGCGGCCAAUUUCGCCCAAAGAGAUUGAACGUAUGGUGAACAUUAUCCACCGCAAGUUCAGCUCCAUCCAGAUGCAACUGAAGCAAAGCACCUGCGAGGCUGUCAUGAUCCUGCGUUCCCGCUUCCUUGAUGCCAGACGGAAAAGACGAAACUUCAACAAGCAGGCAACAGAGAUCCUGAACGAGUAUUUUUACUCACACCUCAGUAACCCCUACCCCAGCGAGGAGGCUAAAGAAGAGUUGGCAAAGAAGUGUGCCAUCACAGUUGCCCAGGUUUCCAACUGGUUUGGGAAUAAAAGAAUCAGAUACAAGAAAAACAUUGGUAAGUUCCAGGAAGAAGCCAACAUGUACGCUGCGAGAACUGCCGUGAAUGCGGCUAAUGCAUCCUCACAUGGAAGCCAAGCAAAUUCACCCUCAACUCCAAACUCUGCAGGUUCUGCUGGCUCUUUUAACAUGUCAAACUCCGGGGACUUGUUCAUGAGUGUGCAGUCUCUCAAUGGGGACUCGUACCAGGGGGCUCAGGUGGGAGCCAACGUGCAGUCACAGGUGGAUACCCUUCGCCAUGUUAUCAGUCAGACAGGAGGAUACAGUGAAGGACUCACAGCCAACCAGAUGUACAGUCCGCAGGGCAUCAAUGCAAACGGUGGCUGGCAGGAUGCUCCGACCCCCUCAUCAGUGACUUCGCCCACAGAAGGACCCGGAAGCGUUCACUCUGACACCUCCAACUGAUCCUCAACCCCCCGUCACUCCUCGGUCCUCUGCUUCCAACUUCUUCCACCACUGCACGCCCAACCACAUUUCCCAAAACCCCACGUGACCUACUGUAUGUAGUCACAUGGCAGGACACAGUUGGGAUGAGGGAUGACAUUUACGGACAAAUACUUAACUUUUCCUAUCUGGACUACUGCAGCACCGUUAGCAGCCUGCAUAAGGGACUCACAUCCACACUUUGUACAGUUUCCACUCAAUGUCCAUGUUGCCUCUUUGUAUUUCUCUUACAUUAUAUAUUCACUCAGUAGGCACACAGUUAGCAGCAUAAUGCCCCAAGUCUUGUAAAUUUAAAUGCUUCCACACUACCUCUAUUCGACAUAACAACAGAGAAAACAGAAUUUCAAAUGCUUCGGUUUUACAAUUUUUUAUAAUUAUUGGAAUUUCAUUGUACAACACAUCAUGCCCUGUCGUAAGACCUCUGUGUUCACACAUUAUGUCUAUCUAUAGUGCCAAAGUUCAACCCUGGAGGUGAAUUUUGAUAAUGUUUUUUUAUGUAAUGUCCUUCUAUUUUUAAUGCCAUACAUUGUAAAGUAUUAUUAUGUUAGUCCAUUCAUAUUAGUCAGUUAAUAUUCAAGUAGUCAGCCUCGAUAUAUAAAAUUUUGAUUCAGAACUUCUACAACGACAUACAAGGCAUUAUAUAUUUUAUUAUGCAGUACAGUAAUGCAAAAAAAUUCACAGUUUCUACGCAAGCAAGAGUUCAUCUUCAGAACAAUUGACCUGAAACACUAAAUCAAUGACAACAUUAGCCGCAAUUAUGGCACGUCAAUAUGUAUUAAAGCACAAUAACACUUAAUGAUUGAACUCAAAAGCUAACAUUUGUAAAUGUUGAAGAAAAAACAAUUUCAUGAUUUUACAACUAUAGGAGUCAUAUAAGAAAGAGAGUGUACAUGAUCAGACAUAUGUGUCAGUCAGUGUGUCAGUGAGAUCAGUAAAGCCAAAUACUGCUGAUAACUAAAUCCAAAAGAAAAAUUGUAAUUCAGAUUUUUAGGUACCAUGUUGUUGGGAACACAUUGCAUGUAUUUUCUCUGAAAUUCCGUUUCUUUCGCGGAAUUAUAUUUGUGUGAUAAUCCUGAGAGUGUGACGGGACAUUUUGAGCACAGAUUACAGAGAAUUAUAAAUUAGAUGCUUAAAUUAAAUAAUUCUUCAGAUGAUAAGAAUUUUCUUUUUUUCCUUUUAUAUACUUGGUGUGGAGGCAAAACAAUAUUGUGUGUGCUUAAAAUGUCCCAUUGAAUGCUUGGGAUUGUAACAUAAUAUAAUUCUAUAUACAGUCAGUGCUGAAAGAAACUUUACUUAUCCCUUAACUCCUGUUCUCUGAUAACAUUAGGCAGAAUCUUUGAAAGAGAACCAGUGUUUGAAUUCUCAGUAUUCAAGAGUCCCAUCACUUCUUUUUUUUAAAUAAAUAAAAACAUCACGUCCAUCAACACAAACCAAUCCAAAAUGGAAAAUUAAAUCUGUGACCUUUGUUGUAUGUACAGUAUAGUAUGUGGUCCAACAUGUAUACAUGAUUAGAAUAGUCCUCAUGAGAUAUCAGCAUUUACAUACUUUGAUACCAAAAAAAUGCAGAUUUGUAUCCUCUACAUUGGGAUCAGCUUUAUUGACAUUUUCUUUUUCCUCUUCUUGUAGGAUUUUAUUAUCUACGGUACUAGUGAGCAUCUGAUAAUGCUCUAGUACUCUGUAUUCAAAACCAAAAAAUGCAGUUGGAAUACAGUAAUGUUUAUAUAAAUUUGAACGGAAAUGAAUACCCUGAUGGCACACAAAUCCAGAUAUUAUCUGGAUAUAUUUUUGUCUCCAUUUUGUGAAUAACUGUAACGGAUAUUAUUUUGCCUUGCUACAGGGCUGUUUCUUUUGUAUGCUAUGCCAUUAUAUGUGAAUUACCCCAAGAAUGCUCUAUAUACAGUCAGUAGAUAUGCACAUUUACUCUUUUUUUGCAUCUUUGAAUUUACACUGUAGCCAUUUUAACGCAGCCUGAUGAGUUCCUGUUGGAUUUAAGGUGAAGUCCUUGUUAUUUUGUGCUCAAACGAUCGAAACUAGCCUGUCUCCAAGAUGGCUACUGUCUGAAUGAAGGUGAGGUGAAAAGUUAGUGUGAACAUUACCUCUGGCAUUGUUUUCAGCUUAACUGAACCCUUAUAGAAAACAAAAUUUGGUCCUGAAAUACCAAUCAGUCACAAUACAGCCUGAAAACCACAGGAUUUUUUAACAGUUAUCAGUGUGUUUGUAUUUAUUACACAUGUAUGAAAUCAUGGUUGUUUCAGAGCUAUUGUCUCGAGGUCAACCGCGGCAUGAUUAAACCGAACAAACUAAUUUGAAUUAUUCAGAGCGGCUCCUCCUCGACUUACCUGUUCAGUAUUACAGUCUAGGGGCUGAGCACCAUUGUGAUACAUCCUGCCUCAGUCGUGUCUUCUGAAGUCAUUGGAGUGAAUUGACAACACCGGCCAUGCAAGGCAAACACAAGGAUUGUUUUUGCACCCCUUAAAAAACAGCUUAACCCUACUUUUUACAUUGCCUGUCAAAUAUUAUCGAAGCUUCAUGUAAUGAUGCUUUUUAGUUUUUGAAUCUAAAAGGAAAAGAGACAUGAAAAGAAAAAUGAACGAUUUGUAAAACAUAAAAUGUUUUAUUUGUUGCAUGUCUUUUUUUCUCAAUAAAAUAACGUACUGCAGUGUUUUGAAUGUUGAUUUCUUUUUUAUAAGGAUUUCAGAGUGAAAUUGUAAAGCCUUUUUCUUGACAGGUUUUAACUUUUAAGGUCUCUGCGUAUGUAAAAAGGUAUUGAAUGAAAAAACUAUUGUCUUUUUAAUUCAAAUUCAGAACCUGUUUUCUGUGGAGAAAAAUAGCUGAAAGGUGUAGGUUUUAUGGUCUCUUAAUUUGUACUGGCAAUGCGGAUCCCAAAUAAAUGGUUUCUUUUGUUGCAUAAA